Messenger RNA from Solea solea (common sole), 5020 nucleotides. It is a transcript of the gene tmem222b, whose product is annotated as transmembrane protein 222b. The transcript is spliced from 6 exons. Lineage: Eukaryota; Metazoa; Chordata; Actinopteri; Pleuronectiformes; Soleidae. The coding region runs from base 34 to 591 and encodes 185 amino acids. The record is from RefSeq and is a predicted model, not a curated record.
AGUGGGACAAAUGAAGUUCGCUCUCCUCAGCUGAUGAUGGCGGAUGUUGAUGUUGAAAAGGACAGCAUGAAGAAUUACCACAUAGCCUCCGAGAAAAUCAACCCAGCGGCCAGCCGCUACCCGUACUGCGUUGUCUGGACACCCAUCCCCGUGUUAUCAUGGUUGUUUCCAUUCAUUGGUCACAUGGGAAUCUGCACCUCAACCGGAGUCAUCAGGGACUUUGCUGGGCCUUACUUUGUCUCAGAAGACAACAUGGCUUUUGGGAGACCGACAAAAUACUGGAUGCUUGACGUCAGCAAAGUGUAUGCAAGCGGCUCCAGCGCCUGGGACACGGCAGUGCACGAUGCGUCGGAGGAGUAUAAACACAGGAUGCACAACCUCUGCUGUGACAACUGUCACUCGCACGUCGCCAUGGCUCUGAAUCUAAUGAGGUAUGAAAACAGUACGUCGUGGAACAUGGUCAAUCUCUGCCUCCUCGCUCUGAUCCAUGGGAAGCAUGUGAGCUGUGCCGGCUUCCUGAAAACCUGGCUGCCUUUCCUGAUGCUGUUGGGCCUCAUCCUCACAGUGACCCUGGCCCUGAACCUCCGGUGACCUGGGAAACGGGGUCAAAGACACUGAGAACCCCCUGCAGGUCGGACAUGGGGGCGGGGAGAUUGACCUUUUUUUAUCAACAACAAGAGAGAGGAGAGAUGGGGGGGGAGAGAGGGAGGGAGGGAGGGUGGCAUCACACGGAGUUGAAGACUCACCUACUCGAGGUGUCCGACUCGUGCGUGGUCUGUGGCGAGCGGGCUGCACGGCUCACACACACCAGGAUCACACCAACUGCUCUGCUGACACCUGCAAAGCAUAGAAGAGGUGGUGCUGUGAAUCCUCUGGAGGGAAACACGUCCAUGCCUUGCUUUCAGAUUUUUUGAUGACCUUUACUUACUUUCACUCUGUAAUGGAUGAUAUUCAGUGCUUCCACAACACCACUUUUAUACCGGGGGGGGAGGAAAAACACGGUUAAGAUGCCUUUUUGGGAACGGAUUGCAUUUCAUGCUUGAUCUAAUGUAGCUCUUCCACAACCUAAAAGUGCCACAGCGGAGUCUGUGUCUCCUGAAAAGGAACCAUUCUCUCAGAGAUUAUGUUACACACACACAUCACCUCAUGGUACGACGCUUUCAUACAUGCAACUACAGGUCAUCGGAUCACGAUUGUAGCCUCGACCUCAGUGAAUGUUCUCCUGGUUUUGUAAAAUGGUGCCAAAUGUGAAGAGAACGGUCGACCAAACUCAGACUGUGUCCUUUUGAAUAUGGAGCUGGUUGUUUCAUGGAAACGUCCGUUGUUGACGAUGUUGGACUUUUCAAAAAACUGUUGUAAAACGUUCUGUUUCAUUCUCACCACUAGUUUUACGUUUGUGUAAAGAAGCAGUGCCUAAAACCACAUCUCUCCUCUCACAGAUCACGAUGUUUUUCACGUCGUGGUUGGCACACAAACUCCGUUGCCAUGGCUUUUUUUUUGCAGAUUUAAAUCCCUCAUUGUUUGCAAUCAAACAGAAAAAUGUGUUGAGCCCCCUCUUUGUCCACGGUGCUGCCAGAAGCAGCAGGUAGCAGCCAGGAUCCUCAGGUUUUUCACGCUCGCUGACCCCUGCUGAACACCCCCCACUCUGGCGUCGCUCCCGCUGGUUUCCCUCACCUCUGCAGAUCAGACAGGAAGGUCAUUGUGAAAUGUCAGCGCUGUUUCUCUAACGCUUUUCAUAUAGAAGUCGCCUCCAACCACCAACGUCCUGCAAUAAUCCAAGUGUACAAAGUGUGAGGUUUUCUUUUCUGUGGCAAGCGUCGAUAAGAUUUAUGUCACUAUCUUCAAACAACACUUUUUAAGAGGCAAAUAAAAUAAAGAUUUAAUCAUUCAGACAUAUUGUAUUUUAUUGUUUGAAAAUACACUCCUUCUUUAGGCUCCCUGAUUUGUUGUUUGCACAAAGAACAUGUGUGGGAGUGUAUUUUCAAACAAUAAAAUACUUUUAUAUUAUUUUUGAAUAAUUAAAUCAGUAUUUUAUUUGCUUCUUAAAAAGUGUUGUUUAAAAAACCAAAUCUAAUCUCAUACUAUGAUGGUAUGUAGGGCUAAUGCAGACUAUGUAAAUAUUUGAACACACAUUAUAACGUACACCAGUUGCUUUUUGUAUACUUUGCGUAUGCUCGAUCGCUCACGCUACACAUUUACACCCUGAAUAAUUCAUGUUUGCUUUAUAUCAUAUCAUCUCAGGUUCACGUCUGUGUGUGUGUGUGUGUGUGUGUGUGUCAUGCACACGACCGGAGCGAGAGCACGUGAUUGUCUGCGUCGCAUGUGUGCAACAACAGGAGGUAUUUGAGGAUGAAGGGAAGUUUCAUAUUUGACUCAUACUGUGGCUUCUUGAUUAAUAAUCAGCAAAUGUGACGCUGCUGCCGACCGCCUGCUGAUUGAUUUCUAUAUUUAUCAUCGCUCUUAUUUUGUUCUAAAUGGGGAGAGCGGGUAAAGUCAAACCCUUACAAGGAUAAAUAAUAAAUUAGACUGUAACAGGCCGGUGGAUGUUAACACUAAUUCAGUGUAAUAGCCUCUAUACUUGUGUGUGUGUGUGUGUGUGUGUGUAGCCUAAGACUCUGUAGACAAAGAGCAGCAGAGUUGUUUUUCUUAAAAGAUUCAAAUAAAAACAAGGAAGCUGAACAAAAAUAGAAUCUGGCCUUAAUUUGAAAAGUGGCAGUUAUAUAUUUAAAACCAUUAACUCUUUGUCAUGUGUAACUUGUGAAUGAGGAUAUUUUAAGCAGAUUGUGCUGUUAGUAAAACUCAUUAUGCCCUAAAAUACACUUUUUAUUUUUCCAUCUCUGACCACACUCGCUGAAAGGUGGCGUUUGGAAAAUACCUGCAGAGACUGGAGCACAGAACACAGACGUGAAGAAUCCCUUUGAUUCUCCAUAAUUGAGCUCAAUGUCAGAGAACGGGGGGCGGGCUGUGUUCUUGAAUACGCCGCUUGUUCUGCAGUGAAACGGCUCAUUCAUGACAACACGAGCCAUUAAAGGCCUUUGAGAUCAGCUGAUGACACUCGCGGCAUUGUCAUUUCCCACUGUUGUGCUGAACAGUCUGAGGCCGCCGCCGUCGUCACAUCACACAGCGACGUGUAAAUGAGCGUACAGCAUCAUUAUUGAUUUAUCACUUCACUGGAACACGUCCACAAAAUACAACCAGAGAACGGUCCAUAAAGGUUGGAGCAGUAGAAAACCUUCCAUAUCAACCACAAGACAACCACAAGACACAAGACACAAGACAAGGAACCUUCAGGGAACGUUCUGGGAAUAAAUUGUUAGCUGGGAUAUUUCAAUAACGUCACUAAUGUGUCUUUUUGAAACUGGAACUUUGUGAGAACCUUUAGAGAACGUUCUCUAAAGGUUGUGACAGAGUAACGUUCUUGUUACCAAAUGUGCAACCAAAAACUAACGUUGGGAGAACAUUCUGGGAACCAUAAAUUGUUAGCUGGGAUAUUUCAUUAAAGUCACUAAUGUGUCUUUUUGAAACUGGGACAAGAGAACGUUCUCUAAAGGUUGUGACAGCGUUACAUUCUUGUAACCAAAUGUGCAACCAAACCUUUUGUUUGGGGAAUGUUCUAUAAAGGUUCUUCAAAGGUUGUAUGAAUGUUUUCUCACAAAACGGGUUACAGGAACGUUCUGUGAACUUUUAGAGAACGUUCUCUCAAGGUUCCAUGAGGUUGUGACAGAGAACCAAAUGUGCAACCAAAAACUAACAUAAGGGGAACAUUCUGGGAACCUUCAGAGGACCUUUCACUAAAGGUUGUGACAAAGUAACAUUCUGGGAACCAAAUGUGCAACCAAAAAGUAACAUAAGGGGAACAUUCUGGGAACCUUUAGAGAACCUUUCACUAAAGGUUGUGACAAAGUAACGUUUUGGGAACCAAAUGUGCAACCAAAAACUAACAUAAGGGGAACAUUCUGGGAACCUUCAGAGGACCUUUCACUAAAGGUUGUGACAAAGUAACGUUCUGGGAACCAAAUGUGCAACCAAAAACUAACAUAAGGGGAACAUUCUGGGAACCUUCAGAGGACCUUUCACUAAAGGUUGUGACAAAGUAACAUUCUGGGAACCAAAUGUGCAACCAAAAAGUAACAUAAGGGGAACAUUCUGGGAACCUUCAGAGAACCUUUCACUAAAGGUUGUGACAAAGUAACGUUUUGGGAACCAAAUGUGCAACCAAAAACUAACAUAAGGGGAACAUUCUGGGAACCUUCAGAGAACCUUUCACUAAAGGUUGUGACAAAGUAACGUUCUGGGAACCAAAUGUGCAACCAAAAAGUAACAUAAGGGGAACGUUCUGGGAACCUUCAGAGGACCUUUCACUAAAGGUUGUGACAAAGUAACAUUCUGGAAACCAAAUGUGCAACCAAAAACUAACGUUAGGAAAAGCACAGGAGAGUGGAGUGGACUGAGCGUGACAGUAAUGACCCUGGCUGUCUUUAAACUGCAGUGGAACUAAUGUUAUCAUGUUAUCGGUAAAGACCUGUGCUUAUGUUCGUAUUAUUGCUCCAGCUUUAUUAACAUCAACUCACAGCUUGCUAAUAUAUUAUGAGACCGAACUUUGAGUCCAAUCAUUGAAAUCCAGCUGCCACUGAAUGACAGAGUUGAGCUGCUGUUGCUCUGAGACCUGAGCUCAGUGACGGGGGAAGAAUGUGACGUUCAGUGGGGAUGGUCUGGUUUGAAUGCUGUUAGAUGUUCUGUAUCUAAGAGCCAGGUCCUGGAAUGUGGAGACAUGUGGUCGCAGUGAUUCAGAGCACUGACAAAACACAGUUGGGAAGCUAUUAUCAGAAGCACGAUCCAUGUAUACGACUUCCACCAGUGUGCACUUCUGAUUCCUUCUUUUCAUUCUCUAAUCUCUCCCUAAACAGAAAAAUAUCCUCUAUGUUGCCGAUCAUUUAGCCCACAGGGAAUUCAGAUACUCCUGGACGUGUUUAUGACUCACUGAUAUAAUAUAAUAUCAAUAAAGAUGUUUAUUAUUGUA